CGUCUAAGUGAACAGACUCUCCAUCGAGAUGACGUCAAGAGCGCCGCAGCCACCGACAACCCAUUCUGGACAACCGGUGCAUCAAGUGGAUUUCAAGCCACCUGUGCAGCCUACAACCUUGCCCGAGUUUCCAGUCACGCGGUCUAGACGCGUGAACGUGGCUCCCGUCGCGCCGUCCGCGACGGGAACUGCCACACUGCGAGUGCCGCAGGCGCCGUUUCCACGCCUGCCGUCGCUGAGGCCGGUUGCGCCGUCAACGCCCAUGAGCCCGUUCCCCGCUAGAAUGGCUCAAGAACGCAUGGCUGCACUCGGCAAGGCGCAAGGUGCCGUCACAGCUGCGCAGGUGGAAGGAAGGAGGAACUUGGUCGCCAUAAACGCACCGCUGCCUAAGGAGACCGGAAGCCGCCCUGCCGGACGCGGCAUGAAGACCGCUAGUCGCGAGGACUAUGCAGCGACCGGCGAAGCCGACGUCGCAGGCAUCGGUCCUCGGCGACUCCAACCAAAGGCUCAACGCCCAGAAGAACCAGAGACGCUCUGGGAGCGCUGGUGGCCAUUCGCAUUCGCCAUGUCUCCACCGGAGCGCGACGAGUUCGCCACCAAAGAGAUCAACAAACGUCGGAGGGAGCGACUAAGAAAACUUCGAAAGUACGACGAAGGACGCGACUUUGAACAGUUCACCGACUCGAACUUGAACGAUUCGAGCCAAGGCAGCAUGGACGAACAAAUCGCGGCUCCCGAAACGCCAGCCGGCCACUACUCCAAGGCGCACCCGUACUACAAGAAGCUCCGGCUGCCCAGCGGACGCCGGGUGGACAUCACCAGGCGGAACUACUUCCUCAGGAAGUGGCGAGACAAGAAGAUCAAGACCUCGUACGAAACGCUCUUCUUGCUCGGUGCGCUCGUUGUCUUGAUCUGCCUGGUUAUAUACGCCUACAAGGAGAACAUGCCAUGGCUUUACAACAUACUCAGCGGACUGCGUGAUGUGGCUCGAGGCACGAAGGAUAAAAAGCGGGUGACCAACCCCAUGCAACUGGACUUUCAGUGGAGGGCUGGCACGACGGCGGAGCAGUACGACGAUGACACUACGGAUGAUUUCGACGCCGAGACGACCAGCCCGUCCGAAUAUGGAAUCGGGACGCAAGGGGUCGUGUUCGCCAAAGACGACAUGAGGAGAAGGCUACUGUGACGCACCCUCUCGGCGAAUGGACCAUGCGGUCAAACUGAAAUUUAUUUAUUUAUUUAUUUAUUUAUUUAUUUGUACCUCAAAUACCCCAUUUGGGGUUUUACAUGAGGGGUGGGCAUAUUUACAUAAUAUUUUCAAUAAAUGCCUUGAACGAUGAA
Dermacentor albipictus is the source of this 1341-nucleotide messenger RNA. The record is from RefSeq and is a predicted model, not a curated record. NCBI's taxonomy places the organism in Eukaryota, Metazoa, Arthropoda, Arachnida, Ixodida, Ixodidae.